Hordeum vulgare subsp. vulgare (domesticated barley) is the source of this 1461-nucleotide messenger RNA. RefSeq lists its product as uncharacterized. Gene Ontology annotation, molecular function: protein binding. The record is from RefSeq and is a predicted model, not a curated record. Lineage: Eukaryota; Viridiplantae; Streptophyta; Magnoliopsida; Poales; Poaceae. Bases 83 to 1342 code for a protein of 419 amino acids. The transcript is spliced from 2 exons.
AAAGCAUCGAGACGGGUCUGCGACACUACGUACCCACCUAGCCGCGUGUUCCUUUGCACCGCGCGCGCAGUCUCUAGUAAACAUGGAUCCGGCGGGUCUGCUACACGGCGACGUGCUCGCGAACGUCCUCGGGCGCCUGAUGCCGCGCAGCCUGGCCGCCUGCCGCUCCGUCUGCAAGGCCUGGUGCAACGUCGUUGACGCCCAUGGCCUGCUGCGCAAGGACCUCCUGCCGCUCUCCCUGGCCGGCAUCUUCGUGGUCUACGGCUUCGUUGACGACAUGCACUUGCCGCCGGCGUUCCUCUCGCGUCCCUCCUUCGUGGGCAAGAUCCAAGGUAACCUCGGCUACCUCGACGACGUCCACGACAGCUGGUCCCACAUGACGGGCCACUGCAACGGCCUCCUCCUCCUCUGGGGAGGCGUGGCCAAUCCGGCCACACGACAGUGGGUUAGUCUACCUCACCCUGAUUGGAUCGGGAUCAAGGGCUUCGUCGAGCGCGACUGGCUCGCGUUCGAUCCUACGGUCUCGCCGCACUUUGAGGUGUUCUCCAUGCAGUGUGUUAGCCGCAGGUACGAGAACCAGGCUGAGUUGGUCCCAGCGAACCCAAACUCAGAGUGGCCUCCGUCGCCCUACAUUAUCAGCGCAUUCUCGUCAGAGACAUGGAGAUGGGAGCAGAGAUCUUUUGUCAGGGAAGGGACGGCUCCACGGUCCAUCGACCCCAAGCUACUGCCUCUCAUGAAAGACGUCUCCUCUCAUGACGCUGUGUAUUGGCGAGGCCGGCUCUAUGUGUACAACAUAUUUUUUAUCAUCAGAUUGGAUUUAGAGGAUAAUAAGUACCGAGUAAUUCAACUUCCUCCGACGAUUAAUGAAGCACCCGAGGAUAUUUUGCCCCAUUUGGGGAAAUCAGAGAAGGGUGUUUACUACGGGUUCACCCACAGUAAUUGGUGCAACUUUCAGGUUUGGUUCCUCAAUGAAUCAAUUGAUCACACCGAGUGGAUGUUGAAGCUUGAGAUCGACCUUAAGCCGUUGCUAGAAAAUUUUCCUUGGGAGCACAGUCAUGGCUCUUGGUUCGUACAAGGUGUGAGGGAUUACGAUGAUGAAACACUAGACGAAGAGAUAGCGUUUUUCUCUAAUUAUAUUACUAGUAUACUUGGAUUUCAUCCUUACAAGGAGAUAAUCUUUUUGCGAACGUCGCACAUGAGGGCAAUAGCCUACCAUCUUAGUAGCUCCAAGGUUGAGGAUCUGGGAUGUUUACCCUUAGCUGGUGAUGAUUCGAUAAAGGCGUCUUUUGUAUACACGCCUUGCUGGAUGGAGAAUUGCUUGAUAGCAAAUACUGAGCUCUAGCAGUUACUACUUUAAUGUUUUACUAGGUCAUGGAUGGCACGCGUUGUUGUGCCCGUCUAUUUGUAAUACUGAAUGUUACCGUUCGAUACAAAUAUAUGAAGAUAUUAAUUAUACAUAAA